This is a messenger RNA of Prorocentrum cordatum, 606 nucleotides long. The record is from the annotation of a GenBank genome assembly. Lineage: Eukaryota; Dinophyceae; Prorocentrales; Prorocentraceae.
AUGUUUGAUUUGAAGGAGCAGGUGGCAUUGAAGAUUGGAAUUCCAGCUUGCUUGCAAGAUAUCCAGUUAGAUGGCAGAGUAACAGAAAAUGACGAGUGGAUAGCAACUACUGAUGGGUUCAAGCUAUCGGUAACACUUGUUGUCAGGCACGGCUUGGUCGAGUUUAAAGUUGCGAACAACACAAAUCACAGGAAUGGUUUUGCUCCUAAAAUGGCAUGCUACAGCAAACUUAUCAGUCCCGAACCUGCACCGCUCGGGACGAUUGUGAAAGCUGUUAUCCGGUGUGGAGACUUGAUCAUGACAACUGAGGGCCAGUGGCUGCCAUUGGAUAUCUUGGAACCACUGAGGCCGAACUAUGGUGAAGAUUCUGAUGUGGAGCGCGAUUAUGAUGUAAUGUUCUUGCGCCCUGACGGAUCCACUGAACACAAAACCGUUGAGUGGAUGAGCUCCAAUGGGUUCAGUGAGAUCCAGGUUGGGAUGGGCAUAUGGUCGAGCAAAUGGAUGUUCCAGCCUGGAUUUGUUGACACGGUCGACAGAGAAGAUGUGAAGCACAAGGUUGGUCUCGCUAUGAGCGGCGUUCUGGGCAACCCUGACUUGAUCCCGUAA